UGCAGGGGAAAAGCCUGGGGGAAUCAUGCUUUAAUUAAUUUCACAGUCUGUUUUGAAACCUCCACAACUGCCUUCUCACCCUGCCAGGCUGCAGAAUGAUGUCCAUGUUUCACUCCAGUUCAUCCCAGCCUCCCAUGGGACAGGGGAGAGAAAUGGCUGCAGAGGGGUCAGUCCAGGGGCCGGUAACCUUCGAGGAGGUGGCUGUGUAUUUCACCAGGGAAGAAUGGGCUCUGCUGGACCCCACUCAGAGAGCCCUCUAUUGGGAUGUCAUGCAGGAGAACUAUGAGAAAGUGACCUUGCUGGGGUUUCUAGUUUCCAAAUCUGAUGUGAUCUCCCAGCUGGAACAAGGGGAAGAGCCCUGGGUCCCAGACCUCCAGGGUUCAGAGGAAAGAGAGAUCCUGAGAGCUCCCUGCACAGAUGAGGAAACAUUAAACCAACUCAGAAUCUCAGGUGAUGCAAUGGUAUAUGAGAAAGAGGAGCAGAAUUCUCAGCAGGAAAAUGUUGAGCAAGUGGAUAAACACAGAGCAUUGUCGCAAAGAUCAAAAAGGAAUGUGUCCAGGAGUUAUGAGAAGGAAAAAUCCUGUGAGAUACAGCACAGACCAGAAAGAGAGCAAGGACACCAGCCAGGGGAGAAAAUGGGUAAAUUUAUUUCCUGUUGGGGAACUCAGAAGAGUGUCAAGGAAACCACAACACAGCAGGAAAUCCUCAUGGGAAAGAGGAAAAAUACAUGCAGCGAGUGUGGAAAAUGCUUCACUCAAAGAUCAGCCCUUUCUGUACAUCAGAGAAUCCACACAGGGGAGAGGCCCUAUGAAUGCCGUGAGUGUGGGAAAAACUUCACUUACAGAUCAGUCCUUUUUAACCAUCAGAGAAUCCACACAGGGGAGAGGCCCUAUGAAUGCUGUGAGUGUGGGAAAAGCUUCACUCACAGCUCAGCCCUUUCCAGCCAUCAGAGAAUCCACACAGGGGAGAGGCCCUAUGAAUGCUGUGAGUGUGGGAAAAGCUUCACUCGCAGCUCUCACCUUACUGGGCAUCAGAGAAUCCACACAGGAGAGAGGCCCUAUGUAUGCAGUGAAUGUGGGAAAAGCUUCACUCACAGCUCAGCCCUUUCUAAACAUCAGAGAAUCCACACAGGGGAGAGGCCCUAUGAAUGCCGUGAGUGUGGGAAAAGCUUCACUCACAGCUCAGCCCUUUCUAAACAUCAGAGAAUCCACACAGGGGAGAGGCCGUAUGAAUGCCAUGAGUGUGGGAAAACCUUCACUCAAAGAUCAGGCCUUUCUGCACAUCAGAGAAUCCACACAGGGGAGAGGCCCUAUGAAUGCUGUGAGUGUGGGAAAAGCUUCACUCAUAGCUCAGCCCUUUCUAAACAUCAGAGAAUCCACACAGGGGAGAGGCCCUAUGAAUGCCGUGCGUGUGGGAAAAGCUUCACUCACAGCUCUCAUCUUAUUGGGCAUCAGAGAAUGCACACAGGGGAGAAGCCCUAUGAAUGCCGUGAGUGUGGGAAAACCUUCACUCAAAGAUCAGGCCUUUCUAAACAUCAGAGAAUCCACACAGGGGAGAGGCCCUACGAAUGCCAUGAGUGUGGGAAAAACUUCAUUACCAGCUCAGCCCUUUCCAGCCAUCAGAGAAUCCACACAGGGGAGAGGCCCUAUGAAUGCUGUGAGUGUGGGAAAAGCUUCACUCACAGCUCAGCCCUUUCUUACCAUCAGAGAAUUCACACAGGGGAGAAGCCCUAUGAAUGCAGUGAGUGUGGGAAAACCUUCAUUAGCAGCUCAGGCCUUUCUAAACAUCAGAGAAUCCACACAGGGGAGAGGCCUGAGGAACCACCUGAUCAGCAUCUUGUACAGCAGACAGGAGAAGAUCAAGCAUGAGCUCUCAAAACUGGAGACUCUCACACAAAUCCAACCUUCCACACAAACUUCCACAUGGCUGGACUUGACAAAAAUGAGAUAAGCCAUU
Molecule: messenger RNA, 1956 nt
Organism: Malaclemys terrapin pileata
Lineage: Eukaryota; Metazoa; Chordata; Testudines; Emydidae
Product: zinc finger protein 883-like
Exons: 4
Coding region: 96-1868 (590 amino acids)
Biological process (GO): regulation of DNA-templated transcription
Cellular component (GO): nucleus
Source: RefSeq, a predicted model, not a curated record